AUGGCCGCUACGGGCAUCUCACAGUGGCUAUUCCCUGUCUCAGCUAUCGUGGACUCAACGCCGAGCCGUACGACGUCUUCCAUCUCCGUCGAGAAGGAGCUGUAUGACCGUGCACGAGGGGUGGAGUUUCUGUUUCGCCUAGGGGUAACCCUUGUCUUGCCGUCGUCUGCCAUGUACACUGCGGCUACGUGGUUCCACCGCUUCUACAUGAGGUACUCCAUGGAAGAUUACCACAGACAGGAUGUUGCAGCGGCGUGUAUUUUCUUGGCGACAAAGACGGAGGAAUGUGGUCGAAAGCUCAGGGACGUCGCGAAGGUAUACUGUGCCAAGGUCUACGGCAGGAAGAACGUGGAUGAAUUUGCGGACGACAGCAAGGAAGUGGUAGAAAGCCAAGCCGCCAUUUUAUUGACGGAAGAGGUGCUGUUAGAGGCACUGUGCUUCGACUUCAUUGUCCCCACCCCGCAGUCAGACCUCGUGGACCUCUUCGACGCUCAACCGGAGGCCGUUGAUGUCGAAGAAUACGCCUGGUCGAUUGCCAAUGACUCUUAUCGCACGCCUUUAUGUGUCCUUUACCCCUCGCGGAUCAUUGCAGCGGCGUGCUACAUCCUCGCUCAGCAAUAUCUAGACAAGCCGAGUGGCCUAUCAUUGGCCGCAAGGAUUGCGUCGCCCGCACCUUCCGCCUCGCUUCCCACCCCUCCAUCUCACAAGCCUUCUUAUCCCGAGUCUGCUCGCUUUGCCGUUGAUUUCUUCAAGUUCAAUGAAAUGGAGCUGGCCUCACUAUCCGAGGCAUUGACCAUACUCCUCGAGUUCUACGCGGCUCAGGACACAAGGGGAUCCGUGGAAUGGGUAACACCUAUUGCAGGAGUGAGCUCGCUCGUUUUCCGAGCUGGGAAUGAACCUCUGACCGUUCAUAGAUUGCAACCCCUGAUCCGGUGA
Messenger RNA from Phanerochaete carnosa HHB-10118-sp, 936 nucleotides. RefSeq lists its product as uncharacterized. Lineage: Eukaryota; Fungi; Basidiomycota; Agaricomycetes; Polyporales; Phanerochaetaceae. The transcript has 6 exons. Gene Ontology annotation, molecular function: cyclin-dependent protein serine/threonine kinase activator activity. Gene Ontology annotation, cellular component: nucleus; cyclin/CDK positive transcription elongation factor complex. The record is from RefSeq and is a predicted model, not a curated record. Bases 1 to 936 code for a protein of 311 amino acids. Gene Ontology annotation, biological process: regulation of transcription by RNA polymerase II; positive regulation of DNA-templated transcription, elongation.